Mercurialis annua (annual mercury) is the source of this 1557-nucleotide messenger RNA. RefSeq lists its product as uncharacterized. The transcript is spliced from 4 exons. The record is from RefSeq and is a predicted model, not a curated record. Lineage: Eukaryota; Viridiplantae; Streptophyta; Magnoliopsida; Malpighiales; Euphorbiaceae. Bases 1 to 1557 code for a protein of 518 amino acids.
AUGCGUAUGGCACUUAUUUCGAAGAACAAAAUCAAGUUUGUUGAUGGCAGCAUCACAGUACCUGGAAAGAAUGAUCUUGGAUAUGAUGUUUGGGAACGUUGCAAUACUUUAGUGCUCUCAUGGCUGAUGAGAUCACUUUCACCCUCUAUAGCUCAGAGUGUGAUUUGGAUAGAUUUUGCUAAAGAUCUAUGGGAAGAUUUGCAUGAAAGAUUUGCUCAAGGAGAUGCAGUAAGGAUCUCUGAUCUUCAGAAUGAGAUUUAUUCUUUAAAACAAGGUAAUUCAUCUGUCGUUGAUUAUUUCACUCAUUUGGGGACUGUUUGGGAUGAGUUGAGCAAUCUAAGGCCAAUUCCUACUUGUAAUUGUCAUUCAACUUGUGAUUGUGGACUUGUUGAAAUUGUGAAGAAAUAUCAUGAUCAGGAUUUUGUGAUAAGAUUUCUUAAAGGUCUUAAUGACAAAUUCUCUGUGGUUAAGUCACAGAUUUUGUUAAUGGAGCCUCUACCCUCUAUUAAUCGUGUAUUUGCACUUGUGAUCCAACAUGAACGAGAAAAUGGUGAAAAUGUCUCUGCUCAGCCACAGAUGAUUGAAUCCAACAUCUUGUAUGCUGGAAAAGGAAACUUUAAUGGUCAAAACUACAUGCAGACUCAAUCUGCAUCUAGUUCAAAUUUUAAGCCUAACACUGGUUAUAAUCAGUACAAUACCAAUGGAUCAAGGAGAUAUAGUAACAACAAGAAACCAACUUGUACUUACUGUGGAGGCUACGGCCAUCCAGUUGAAAAAUGCUUCAAGAAGCAUGGAUACCCUCCUGGUUAUAAACCACCAGUCAGAAACUUCAAUGGAACAGUAAACCAACUUGAGAUAGAUGAAUCUCAUAAUAACAAUGAUCCUCAUGUCAAUGGUGAAGAUGACAAUUCACCCAUGAUUCUCACAAAGGAACAAUACAAUCAACUCAUAAGCUUGAUUCACACUCAGAAUCCUGCUCAAAGUUAUGCUCAGAGUCAUGCUCAUGCUCAGAGUCAUGCUCAGACCUAUGCUCAAAAUCAGACCUAUGCUCAGAACCAGGCUUAUGCUCAGAAUCAGAAUUCUCAACCUCAGAUUAAUACCCUUGCUGCAAACUUCAAUCCUAUUGAAGAACCAGGGGCAACUGAUCACAUAGUCAGUUCCCUUGACUCAUUGAUUAAUCCAAAACCAGUAUCUCAUGUGUUUAUAAGACUACCUAAUUCACAAAAGGUUCAAGACAUUAUCAAUUGGAAGACGAUUGGUAUAGCUGAACUUCGCAAUGGUUUAUAUCAAUUAGUGCAUUCUGAUGAAUCUGUUUCAUGUUCAAAUAAUAUGUUUGUUAAUUCUUGUAAAGUUUCUUCUCAAAAUUUGUGGCACUGCAGAUUUGGCCACCCUUCUUUUCCUAGAAUGCGUGCAUUGUAUCAACUAGAUAAUAGAAUAGACACAAACCAAGACUUUCAAUGUGAUGUCUGUCAUCUAGCUAAACAAAGAAAACCUUCAUUUCCAUCUCCAGUAGUCGCAAAAAGCCUAGAUCCUGAAGGUUUUAGGGACUGGGAUUGA